This is a messenger RNA of Cornus florida, 1154 nucleotides long. RefSeq names its product transcription repressor OFP6-like. Gene Ontology annotation, biological process: negative regulation of DNA-templated transcription. The record is from RefSeq and is a predicted model, not a curated record. NCBI's taxonomy places the organism in Eukaryota, Viridiplantae, Streptophyta, Magnoliopsida, Cornales, Cornaceae. The coding region runs from base 247 to 807 and encodes 186 amino acids. The transcript has a single exon.
UUUUUCUCAUUUUAAAACUGGUGUAUAUUUGGAGUUUAAUUUCAGAUAAGUCCAGUAGUACUUACUUGAACUCCAGAUAAGGCUGUGAUGUGUUAAUGUUUCAAAGAGCUGUAACAUUAGCAUUCAACAAGGGACCCUCAUGCUCACAUGCAUAAUUUAUAGAGAGACUCCACACCCCAUCACAAGUCAAAUGAAUCACUUUGAAGAAACCCCCCUCUCUCUCUCCUCUCCCUCUCUCUCUCUAAAAUGUCCAGCGGCAACAGGAAGAAGCUCUAUCUCAACACAGUGAGUGUAAGCCUAGGUUGUGGUUGUAGAAGGCCAAGACUGUUCGACAUAUUCCACCCAAAACCAAAACACAAACCACCCACUUACAGAAAAAACACUCUCUAUCACUCUUCUUCAACCUCAUGGGACAAAAUUGGUGUCCACUGUGCCGACGAAGAUGAAGACGAAACCACCACCACCACUGCUACAGUCUCUUUCAACACAGAUAGCUCCUUGUGCGUCGACUACGUGGACGAUGAGUCCGAUAUAAAGAGCUUGAGAGCUGUUCAAGGCUUCGGCAGGAUUGGCGGCGAGAGCUUGGCCGUGGAGAAAGACUCCGAUGACCCUUAUGUUGAUUUCCGGCGUUCGAUGCUUCAGAUGAUUUUGGAGAAGGAGAUUUAUUCCAAGGAUGAUCUACGCGAGCUUCUCAACUGUUUCUUGCAGCUCAAUUCCCCUUGCCACCAUGGAAUCAUCCUUCGAGCUUUCACUGAGAUUUGGAAUGGAGUUUUUUCAGUUAAGAGUCAUUUAGAUCCUUUCAUUUGAUCUUAGAAGUCAAGCAUUUAUCAGAUAUAUGACAGACAUGAUGCAUGUUCUUGUGUGUCGAGACAUGUUUUGUGUUGUCUAAAAGAAAUUGCUUUCUUUAUUUUGGUUUGAAAAAUCAUUUGGAGUUAGAGUUUGAGAGUCGGACAACUCAAAGUAAUGGUUGACGUCUUAUGAUGUUGUCACAAUGCAUCAAAUCAGUCAGAAUUGUCCAACUGAAACUUCCAGUAACGAGCCUUUUGGCAUUUGGUCAUUCCUCUUUAGUGGUUUCAGUUUUUGAAAAAUGUAUAUGUUGGGGGCAUAUGAUAUGUAAGGGGCUUUUAGUAGUGGGCUAAAUAUGUAUUAUAAAA